This is a messenger RNA of Pocillopora verrucosa, 870 nucleotides long. RefSeq names its product large ribosomal subunit protein uL2. Lineage: Eukaryota; Metazoa; Cnidaria; Anthozoa; Scleractinia; Pocilloporidae. Gene Ontology annotation, cellular component: cytosolic large ribosomal subunit; ribosome. The record is from RefSeq and is a predicted model, not a curated record. Gene Ontology annotation, biological process: cytoplasmic translation. Gene Ontology annotation, molecular function: structural constituent of ribosome; RNA binding.
AUUUUGUCCUCUUUGCCAUCUGUGGCCAUAUUGUAAAUACAGUAUGGGUCGAGUUAUCAGAGGCCAGCGUAAGGGUGCUGGGAGUAUUUUCAAAUCCCAUACAAAACACAGGAAAGGAGCUGCAAAGCUCAGAUCUCUCGACUACUCUGAACGCAAUGGUUACCUUAAGGGUGUUGUGAAGGAGAUCAUCCAUGACCCUGGACGCGGUGCACCGUUGGCUAUUGUUAGCUUCAGGGAUCCAUACCGAUACAAACAGAGAAAGGAGGUUUUUAUUGCCACUGAAGGCAUGUACACAGGGCAGUUUGUGUACUGUGGAAAGAAGGCAACUCUACAAAUAGGCAACUGCUUACCCAUUGGUGCCAUGCCAGAGGGAACUAUUGUCUGCAAUGUGGAGGAGAAAUCGGGAGAUCGUGGCAAACUAGCCCGCACGUCAGGAAACUAUGCCACUGUUGUAUCACACAACCAAGAAACCAGGAGAACCAGAGUGAAGCUUCCCUCUGGAGUCAAGAAAGUCUACCCUUCUGCUAACCGUGCCAUGGUGGGUAUUGUUGCUGGUGGUGGUCGUAUUGACAAACCUAUGCUGAAGGCAGGACGUGCUUACCAUAAGUACAAGGCCAAGAGGAACUGCUGGCCACGUGUCCGGGGUGUGGCUAUGAAUCCUGUGGAACAUCCUCAUGGUGGUGGUAACCAUCAACAUAUUGGUACCCCUUCAACUGUGCGCCGAGACACAUCAGCUGGAAGAAAGGUCGGUCUUAUUGCCGCCCGUCGUACUGGCCGAAUCAGAGGAGGAAAGAAAACUUUCAAGGGAGACAAAGAAACAGAUUAAAUUGUACUUUGCUCAGUUGCCCAAUAAAAUUUACUGUAAAUUUG